Messenger RNA from Penicillium bovifimosum, 1605 nucleotides. RefSeq names its product putative integral membrane protein Pth11-like. NCBI's taxonomy places the organism in Eukaryota, Fungi, Ascomycota, Eurotiomycetes, Eurotiales, Aspergillaceae. The transcript has 2 exons. Bases 1 to 1605 code for a protein of 534 amino acids. The record is from RefSeq and is a predicted model, not a curated record.
AUGGCCUCCGUGGCCAUGUCGUUGGUCGCGCGUGGCAUCUACCCGGACCCCGACAGCCUGCCAGCCCUGCAAACCAGAGAUCAAAUCAAUCCGAUCCUGAUGAUGAGCUGGUGGGCUACGAUCUUCUCGCUGACUAUCAUCAUCAUCCGCCUGUGUGGUCGCUAUAUACGCGUUGAACGCUUCUUCCCCGAAGACAAGGUCAUGAUGAUCAGCGUGUUUCCUCUAUUGAUCCGCAUGGUACUGGUCCAUUACGUUCUCAUCUUGGGGACCAACAACACCACGACCGUCGGCUUGACAGAAAAGGAGAUCCUGAACAAAGAGCUAGGCAGUAAGCUGGUACUUGCUGCGCGGAUCUUCUACGCCAUCUUCAUCUGGACAGCCAAAGUAACGGUCUGUGAAUUCCUCAAACGAGUCACAAGCCUAAGCUGGCGCCGCUCAACAACCAUCUUCCUCCGCUUCAUCUCCUUCUUCCUCUUCUCAACCCUAGUAGCGGUCGUCAUCGCAACCCUAGCCGAAUGUCAACCCUUCCACCACUACUGGCAGGUAACCCCAGACCCCGGCGCCGCCUGCCGAGUCGGCUACGUGAACCUAAUAACGAUGGGCACCUGCGACGUGAUAACAGACCUCCUCCUCGUCGCCUUCCCAGUACCCAUCAUGCUCCUAACGCAAAUGUCUCUAAAACGCCGCCUCGCCCUCUCAGCCCUCUUCUGCCUCUCCCUCCUCCUAGUCGGCAUAACCUCCUACCGCGUCCCCUCAGUAAUAGAACACAAAGGCUCGCAACCCUAUCGCUCCCUCCUCGCCUCGCUCGAAAUCCUCGCCGCAACAGCCGUCUCCAACGUCCUCGUCAUAGGCUCCUUCGUCCGCGACCGCGGCCUCAAAAAACUAAAAUACAAACGCACACACGGCUCAGCCUCCGUCUCAGAAAGCAUGGAUAAAUCCUUUGAGCGCAGAAACACUGUAAUGCAGAACCAAUGGGGCUCGGACUCGGAAUUGGCUGACGGUCUAUGUAUCCGUCUCAACCCGGAAAUAUACCCACCAACAAAUCCCCAAACCAACGAUGCAACCCAUCUCCAGAUAUCAGCAUCCGUCCCGUCUCCCCCGCAAAUGCCUCUCGCAGUCGCCAGAACAGGAACUCUCGAUCCAUCAUGGUCGUUCUCGACCCACUCAGACGACCGCCGCACCUCCGCCGCUGAUAGUCUAGACAUCAAAGUCUCACCGCGAGAGUAUCUCCGCACAAAUCAGUCCCCGCGUGACCUACCGCCGCCACCGGAGACGCCGCGCCGCGUGUCGUUUUCGGAUGUUGGUGGGCUGUUGACUAGGGACUUGUCGGAGGGCGCAAGGCCGGGUCAUGUACGCGCCCAGACGACUCUGUCUUCGCCUGUAGAGGCGGAGACGGCGCAGCAGCGUGAUAGAGGGGGUAGGGCUUUUUUGGAGGAUAUGGGGAUUGUUGCGGCAAGGCCUGUGAGGUUGCCGUUGCCGGCUGUUGGGUUGACGCGGACGCAUUCGACGCCUUCUUGCCAUUCUUCGGAUGUGACGCUUGAUGCUGAGAUUGAGUUGCAGGAUGUUGGGGGACUGUUGUCGAGGCAUGGGACUGCUCAGCCCUGA